Molecule: messenger RNA, 945 nt
Organism: Rhinocladiella mackenziei CBS 650.93
Lineage: Eukaryota; Fungi; Ascomycota; Eurotiomycetes; Chaetothyriales; Herpotrichiellaceae
Exons: 2
Coding region: 1-945 (314 amino acids)
Cellular component (GO): fungal-type vacuole; plasma membrane
Source: RefSeq, a predicted model, not a curated record
AUGGCUGUUGACCCGUCUCAUGUCAACCCUCUCGACUGUGAAGAGGUCUCUGAACAAUGUCCCGUCGAGGCCUCGAUCUAUGGCUACUAUCCGAUCCUUGAGUGGAACACUUUCUUCGUCGCCCUUUUCGGGGUGUGCUUCAUUGUCCAUGUCGUCCUCGGCUGGCGAUUUCGCACUUGGACGUACAUGCUAGCCAUGACUUUAGCCUGUUUAGCCGCUUGCAUAGGCUACAUUGGACGAUGCCUGAUGCACAACAAUCCCUUCAACAUCACCGGCUUCCAGAUCCAGAUCUGCUGCUUGACCCUGUCACCCGCUCUGAAUUCCGCCGCAAUCUAUCUGAUCCUAAAGCAUAUCGUCUUACAAUUUGGUCGGGAAUGGUCAAGGAUCCGACCUAAAUACUACACGUGGGCAUUCAUUACGGCCGACCUCUUCGCGCUCGUCCUUCAAGCUGCCGGUGGUGCUAUCGCCGCUACUGCUGGCGAUGACGAUAACUUCCGAGAUGUUGGUGACAGGCUCAUGAUCACGGGUAUUUCCUGGCAAGUCUUGACGCUCCUCAUCUUCGAAGUUGCUACAACAGAUUAUAUUAUUCGACGACUAAGAUCGCCUAAGCCGCUUUCAACACAGGCAUUCUCUUUAUUACACAACACGAAAUUCCGAAUCUUCAUUGGUGCUUUCACAACUGCCUACAUUUCCAUUUUCAUUCGGUGCGUUUACCGAAUUGCCGAGAUGGCAAAUGGCUGGCGGAAUCCCAUCAUGCAGAAUCAACCACUGUUCAUUGGAAUCGAAAGCUGCUUGGUUGCACUCGCGACCGUUCUCCAGACCUUGGCCCACCCUGGAUACUUCUUCCCAGCCCUUGCGGAUUACAGAAAGACCAAGCGAGCGAACAGAGUACAAGAAGAGAUGGCCCGUGAUGAGAGCGUUGAGCAGAAAGCCGUUGUUGUCUAG